CGCAUCGCAGCCGUGAGACAGCUGAGAGCCCUGAGUGACCCCGGCGUGGAGACAUCAUGCUUUCCGUGAUGACUGGUCUGUGGAGGCUAAUUAUUCCCAUGAUUGUCCUAUCGCACUUCUCGGCAUCUCUUCCAUCCUGGGAGAGGACUGAGAGACAUGCUGAUGGGCUCUUCCACAGCGAGCUCAGCAAGAUGAAUGGCAAUGCCUAUGUGCAGCAGCUAGUCAAACACCUAGUAGGCCUCAAGGAGAGGUCCCAGAGGCACUCAGAUGGGCUGUUUACCAGUGAAUACAGCAAGAUGAGAGGAAAGGCUCAGGUUCAGAAGUUCAUUCAAAAUCUCAUGGGCCGCAAGCGCAGCUCUCCAGGCCCAGUCAAUGCAGAUGUGCUGGGGAGAGAGGAGGACAACAGCCAUGAGGAUCUUUGUUUUAUGUGGCUGUACCAGAGCUUUCUGAACACCAGCCACUCAAACAGUGAUGCCAGGGAAGCUGCUGCAGUUACCAGCCAGUACAUUUGUCCCAUCUCCAAGCAGCUGGUUGCAGAGAUGAAGGAAGAUGCAGACAGUUUUGACUAGAGGUGUCAAAAACAGCCAAAGAUACGGCUUUGCAUGUACAUAGCCUUGCAAAUAAACAAGGAAGUUGUUGAAUUUUGCUUAGGGGAGGCUCUUGAGAUCAACAAAUAAAUAACAUUAAAUUCUGGAAAGCAGCCAAAAAACAAUGAAACCACUUAGGUAAGCAAGAGUAAAAUAUAUGUUAGUGUGAGUUGGUGUCAGUGGAUGGAGCCUGAACGAAGCACAUCACUUCCACCGUGUGUUAGCAUCUGGCUGCCUGCUUCUGAAGACUAAUAAAGAUUUGUUAGCUAUG
Messenger RNA from Dromaius novaehollandiae (emu), 858 nucleotides. RefSeq names its product glucagon family neuropeptides-like. Bases 57 to 569 code for a protein of 170 amino acids. The record is from RefSeq and is a predicted model, not a curated record. Gene Ontology annotation, molecular function: hormone activity. Gene Ontology annotation, biological process: brain development; positive regulation of somatostatin secretion; positive regulation of pancreatic juice secretion. NCBI's taxonomy places the organism in Eukaryota, Metazoa, Chordata, Aves, Casuariiformes, Dromaiidae. The transcript has 6 exons. Gene Ontology annotation, cellular component: extracellular region.